AUCAUGGCAAAAAAAUGUGCUUGUUAAUAAAUUAGCAGCGCUCUGGAUAAGCCUGGGGGCCACGCUUUACGUGAGUUUUACGCACUCAACUUUUUGUUUAAUAGUUUCACAAUUUGCGUUUCAGCCCGGACUGUGUGCUGUUUUCAAACGCGGGCAUGCAGUCGUCAGAACCCGCUGAAAUAAGCGUCAUUCGCGAGAACUACGACAAAGCUCUGCAGUGUCUGAACACCGGGCUUCAGUUUGAUGAAGCAGGCAAUAAAGACCAGGCUCUGGUCCUCUAUAGGCUGGGCCGCCGGCACCUGCUCAGCGGGCUGCGUGUGGACACGCGGGGCGGGCGCUGCACCGGCCGCUGCUGGGACUCUGCCCGAAAAACACAGCUGAAGAUGGGGGAGACACUGCGCACCAUCACCGCUCGCCUCGGGGCUCUAGAGUCCGCUUCAAACCCGGGUCAGACACUUUACCCGACUCUACCUGUCUUCCAGGACAAGAGAGCAUUUAACAGCAGAGGAGCCUCAGGAAGGGCCCCUUCUCGCCCUGUUUCCCCUCCGGUGGGCUUCACUGUGCCCAAUGAACUCCCACCAGCCUACACUCCUCAGCCAACAGACGGGCAUCUGUCACUCUCUCAUGGAGCCAACAAGUCGUUUCCAGAUGCCCCACACCAGGCGUCCCGGCGUCAGGCUGCGGCCCCGGUCAAUCUCAGAGAGGCCGGGAUGGAGAUUAUGUUCUUGCCCAGCGGGGUGCAGAUGUUUUUUGUGUCUGCUGAGGGUCGGGUCACUGCCCCUUCUUAUCCAGGAUACCUGAGGAUCAUCGUAUACAGCCAGGAUGGCAGUGCCAACACUGGCUAUGCUCCAGCUUACCUGCAGGUUUGUGACUGGAUCUACCCACUGUAUCCAGACUCUCCUGUCUUACUGAGCAACAAUGGUGUGUUUACCUUUCCUGACACCACAGCAGCGGUGCCGGGGUCCUACGUUGGAGUUGUGCUGUCCUCCGAUCUGCCUGCAGGGGAGAGAGAUCUGUUCCAGGAGCAGCUGUCGGUGCUGGCGCAGCUCCGGGUCCAGGUAGAUGAAGAAGGCUUCGGCGCUACAGGAACAGACACAAACCUGAGUGAGAAGAUUCCUCUAUCAGAAGCAUCUCAAAUGCCAGAGGAUAAAACUGCCCCUGUGUGGAGUGAAAAGAUGUCACAGAGCAUCCUAGCAGGCUCCUCGUGGCUGGGUCGGGGUCUUGUGCGAGGAGCAGAAGCGACUGGUAAAGCCAUUCAGAGAGGAGGGACAAAACUGCGGGACAACAUCACCCCAGAGGAGACUCCAGCAGAGGUCAGUCCUAAAGUCACCAAAGGCCUCAACGCAGCCAAACAGGCCACUGGCGGAGCGGUCAAAGUCAGCCAGUUUCUGGUGGAUGGUGUAGCUGCCGUAGCGGGUAAAGUUGGGAAGGAACUUGCUCCACAUGUGAAAAAACAUGGUAGCAAACUCAUCCCAGAAUCCCUCAAGAAAGGCAAAGAUGGGAGCUCCAAAAUGGAUGGAGCCAAGCUAGUGGCUGGAAGCAGCAUACAAGGUUUAUCGACUCUCUGGACAAGUCUGGAAACGGCAGGAAAGACUAUUGGGAAAAGUUUAUCAUCAGAGACGGUGACCACUGUGAGGCACAAGUAUGGAGACGACGCAGGACAAGCGGCAGACACUGCAGUCCAGUCUGCUGUCAAUGUAGGGGUCACAGCAUUUAAUAUGGACAAUGUGUGCCUCAAGGGUGUGCUGAAGGCCGCAAGCAAACAGACUACAAAGGAAGCGGUCAAAGACGCACCAAAAGGAGAAGAAACUGAGGACAAAGACAAGUCACCAAAGAAAGGAUGAGGAAAAUGAUAUGCAUAAAGUAUGUUCUUGUAGCAUACAUCAGUACUUUUGUAUUGAUGAUGAAUUAUGUCGAGAUGUUUACAAAUCUAUUUUAUUAUAUUAAUGAAGUAUUUUAUUUUAGUUCUUAAUUUCUGUAAUCUUAUUCUGAGGAUUAUAUAGAAGGAAAAGAUGAAUAUUAUGUUGUGAUGUUUACAGAAAAUAAGCUUAUAUUAGUGAAACAAAUGUUUAUCUUGUUACAGCAGAAAUGAUAUCUAUAAUGAUAUUAGACGGAUUAUAUUUAUAGAAGGAAAACCUUUUACCUUGUUUAACUCAUUGUAUGUCAGGAUUUAUAAUAUCAGUUAUAUAUUGCUUUUAUUAGCCUCCUAUGUGGCUCAUGAGGGGCAGACGGAAUCUGCGGACAUUUUUUGCUAUUUCUGCGCAGAAUUUGUAUAAAAAAUCUGCGGAUUUUUGUGGAAUGAUUUUGGGAGUAUCAUAACUAAAACCUAUAUGAAAUAAAAAGUAAUACCUUUUUAACUUUUAUUUAAAAGUUGAUUGUUAAUGUUAACAAUCCAAAUCCAAUUAGAUCUACUUUAUUUGGGAGACAAAGCAAGUCUCUCAUAUAAUAUAUCUACUAAAAGACAGAAAAUAUUACUGUACAAACUGUAUUGUGAAUAAAUCAUAUGAAUAUUUUCAUAUUAGUCAAAAUAUUACUGUAAUUAACUAAAAAAACUGAAUAAAUAUAAAUUUACACACAUUUACAUUACUAAAUAAACAAAAAAUCAAUGAUGGGCUAAAUCUGCGCGCGCAGAUUCCGUGUGGGUCUACUCAUGAUUAAAGUUUACACAGAAAACAUACUAACAAUAGUUCAACUGUAGCUGUAAC
Danio aesculapii is the source of this 2705-nucleotide messenger RNA. It is a transcript of the gene sparta, whose product is annotated as spartin a. The coding region runs from base 156 to 1844 and encodes 562 amino acids. The record is from RefSeq and is a predicted model, not a curated record. Gene Ontology annotation, biological process: cell division; negative regulation of BMP signaling pathway. Gene Ontology annotation, cellular component: plasma membrane. Lineage: Eukaryota; Metazoa; Chordata; Actinopteri; Cypriniformes; Danionidae. The transcript is spliced from 8 exons.